Molecule: messenger RNA, 2397 nt
Organism: Brachypodium distachyon (stiff brome)
Lineage: Eukaryota; Viridiplantae; Streptophyta; Magnoliopsida; Poales; Poaceae
Product: myosin-binding protein 3
Exons: 6
Coding region: 469-1833 (454 amino acids)
Source: RefSeq, a predicted model, not a curated record
GCGGGUGUUUUCCUCUUAUUUAUGGCUCCUGUGCUCUUUCAGGUACCGUUACUACCCUAUGGUUCACUCCCAAACAGCCCAGCAUUUGGACAUAUUCAAGGCAGCAUACAAAGUGUUAAUAUCUGCCACAAAAAAAGAUCUCUAAUCAAAAUAGCGCUAUCUUCGAGGAACAGUGAUGAAGAUUUAACUUUUAGAAGAUCACAUUUCCGUUGAAAGGAUAAAGAGGAAAUUCUAGACAAGACUGACGUUAUGCUAGUCACCUGCAAUUCUCCCUCCCACCCGGGAAGGAACGGCAGAGCCAUUGGAGUUUAGCCAGAGGAGCAUCUUUACCUCACCGGGGUCAGAUUUUGGCUACAAGCUAGCUGAUUCUGUGAGAGAAAAUAAAAUGUGGGCCGUGAGAUUUUCAUCCUUGUGGUUGAACAGAUGAAUUAAGCCUAUUCUAAGGUGAAUACUAGACGAUAAAUACUAAUGGAGCCUUUCGCCAAGAUGGCAGAGAAUGAAAGUGCUCAAUUACAGAGAGCAAUAUUCGCACAGUAUAUUAUGAUGAAAAAGCUAUUCAAGGAGCUAGAAGAGGAAAAAGAAGCUUCAGCAACUGCUGCAAGUGCAGCACUGUCAAUGAUUCGGAAGCUUCAGAAAGAAAAGGAGGCGGAGAGGAUGGAAGCAUGGCAGUAUAAAAGAAUAGCUGAGGAAAGGAUGAUUCAUAAUGACAGGGCUAUGGAGAUUGUGAAGGAAGUCAUGCAGCAGAAGGAACUGGAGAUCUAUUAUCUGAGGAAUCAACUGCAGGUGUAUAAACAAAGGUUACUGGAUGUUGGCAUUGAUGAUUGUGAUAUUUCGGACGAGACAAUAGCCAAAAAUAUCCCUUUGUUUGAAAGCAAAGGUGUAGAGAAUCUUUGUUAUAACAUCAAAAGGAAUUUCUCACUGCCAAUUUUGCAGUUGAAUAAGCCUUCUGAAAUGGACAACAAAAACGAUGGAGCGAUUCAAUCGCCAAAGAGCAGGCUAGGUGUUUACAUGCACAAUUCUAGUGAAAAUGAACUGGAACAAGUUUCAGGCGAUGGUACCGACUUGAAGGACAUAAAGCCCAAGGAAAGCUUGUCAACUCAUAUAGACAGCACCGAGAAGUGUAGAGAAGAAUCGAAGUCUUCAAGCAGUGGUAGUUUGCAGAACUCUUAUCCAUCGGAAGAGUCUUCAGGUUGUUCCCCGUCCGUAAUGGUGAAUCAUCAGACAGAUGUAUGUAGUCAAAGAGAAACACGGAUUGGGGAAGAUGCGGAAGACAAGCUGCGUCGUGAUCCACCCAGGACUUCACGCUCUGACAAUGAAGUGGAUAAAAUUGCAGCUCAACGUACAGGUGAUGUUGACACACUCAAAGCUCCAGAACAAAGCAAGGCGCCAGAUCCCUCAUGUACUGAAAAUGGCAUCAAAAGAGAAGAAUCUGAAUUGUCUCCCGCGGUUGUUCUGAAAGAUAAACGUGUUACCAAGUUUGCAGCAACUCGAAAAGUUGGCUCCAUGAACAACGUCGACAGACAUGUCCGUGUAAGCGCGGGAAAUUCCACACCACGAGCUGCGGGAAAUUCCACACCACGCACUAUGGGAAAUUCCACACCACGGGCUGGAAUUGAGAGAACAAGGUCAAGGCUGAAGCGCGUUCAGAGUGAAAAGAUGAUUGAGCUAAAUGAACCUAGGAAAAGUAAGGAGCAGAUAAUAAUGCUGAAGGAGGUAUACGAGCAGCUUAACAUGAUAGAAGCACAUAUGAGGCCUUCAAGUUCACAGGAGACCCCUCGAAAUGAGCAGUCGUUAGAUUCUGUCAUGGAGGCGGCGCUGUCCUUCUCCAUAUAGUCCAGUUGGGCUAUAGCCAUCUGAAGGAGACCGUGAGGCCAUCUCCAAUGAUUCGAGUCCUGCUGUAGCUUGAAGGUUUGUCAUAAUACCUGCUUGCUUUUCAAGGCGAUCUCGGAGCAAAGACAAAUUUUGGUAUCUAGGUAUCUCAUCUCCUCCAUCACAUCAAAAUCAUCAGUGCAGCGAGAUGCAACCUGAGGAGAGCUCAGCGCAAAUUCCAUUCGUAUCGUUUGUCUGUAACCGCUAUCUGAAACACGUCACCUACAAACUCAUUUUUUGAAGAAAUGUGGGCAUUGGUCCGGCUGACCUGAGCCCACUUCCGGGGCACCCGGUGUAAUGUAUGUUUUGGUCGUUUCAGAUUUGUAGGAACCUUGGAUUGAAUCAAGGCACGACCGAAGCACUCUGGUCAUGGGCUAACAGACGGGAAUUAUGUACAACUCCUGUAACUUAUAACAACAGUAUUGAUCCCUGUAAAAUUCCAGAGAGAUUCAUGUCUUGAAGAAACCAAAAGACCUAGGCCAAGGCACCAAGCGGCACGCCUGGUCCUGCUGGCUUCUCUUUCUUCAA